Messenger RNA from Bursaphelenchus okinawaensis, 1578 nucleotides. The record is from the annotation of a GenBank genome assembly. NCBI's taxonomy places the organism in Eukaryota, Metazoa, Nematoda, Chromadorea, Rhabditida, Aphelenchoididae.
AUGCUUGGGUACAACUUGUUGGCGUUUUGUUGUGUUUUGUUGAUAAACCCAUCGGAAGGCCGGUACUGUGGAGAAAAGUUGAUGCAAAAGAUGAAUACGCUGUGUACGAAGCAGUUGGAUUGUAUUAAUGUAGAACCGGAUUUACGGCAGCCUUCAAGUAAGUGUUCUAUAGUUAUUUUGUCAAUUACUUUUUGCAUAACAAACCGUACAGUAAAAUACAGUUUACUAUUUCGACUUUUGUUAAAAAUUUUAAAAAGUGGAAUUUGGAGCCAGAAUCAGAGCUGCAGCCAUAGUUAGAACCAGAGCCGAAUCCGGAGCUAAAGCCGGACCCAGAAAUUUUAAAUGUAGAAACUUUGUUGAUAAGGUUUCUCAAAAAUAGUUAAAGUUUUUAAUUGAUUACCUACUGAUAUCAAUUGUUACUUACGAAACACAAUAUUGUAGGUGAAAACACAAUAUUUUAAGCUUUGAACCGGUUUUUCAAAUAUUAAACCUUAGUCGAACACGUCAUUGACUACAUGUUCUGUGAUAAAAAAGUUUAUUUUUACCUGGUUUUUACUGUAAUUUCAAUUUAGUGCAGAAUUUCUUAGAAAAUGGAAAAAUUACUGUUUACUGCAACAAACGCUUAUUAUUAUAUGUAUAAUCAGUGUUUUGCCCGGACCGGUCCGGAGCGUUUUUCACUGGUCCGGUCCGGCGAUUUUUUGGGUCCGGUCCGGUCCGGUCCAAACUUCAAAUUUUUGGGUCCGGUCCGGUCCGCAAAAAAAAUUUUUUUAAUUUUUAAAAAAAGCAAGGAGCGCUAAAACUGCUUUCUUUUUGCUUAAAAACUCCUAAAAAUAUGUUUUAUUUGCAAUUUUUAAAACAGUUUUCUUAAAAUAAAAAAAAAAAUUUUUCCGGACCGGUCCGGAGCUUUUUCUUCGGUCCGGGUCCGCAGGUUUUUGGGUCCGGUCCGGUCCGCAAAAAUUUCUGUUUCGGUCCGUCCGGUCCGGCAAAACACUGUGUAUAAUAAUAAUGAAUGCCAUUUUUUGCUAAAAAAAUUAAAAUUAACCAAACUUUUUAUUUUAUAAAAACUUGUUUGCUUACUUGUUUUUGUGUUGUUUUAAGAUGAGUCAGUAUAGUAAAUAGUAGUUUUUAUAUGUUGGUUAAACUGUAUUUGAGGAACAACCACGCAAGGUUUGUCUCGUGAUUAUGUUGCACAAAAUACACGUGUACAAACAUAUGAGAUCAUAUGGUAUAGUUAAAAUAAGAGUCAAAUAAAAAAGCUUAAAAGUAGAGCUGAAAAUAGCUCACUAAAAGCUCGGUUAAGCCUCGGGCUGGGCUAAGCUUGUUUUGGCUGGGCUGGGUUAGGUUAAGCUACCUAGUUUUGAGCCGGACUAAAAAACUUGGUCUGGCUUUUUUAUUAAGCCUACUUAAAAUUGAAUUUUAAAAAAAUUUUAAAACUUUACUAUAAUAUGGCUAAUGCACAUAAGCUUUUCAGUGUUUCUAAGGUGGUGCUGUAGCCAAUCAACGUGUACUGAACUGGAUCUCAAGAAGUUUUGUUGUGGUUUAGUGUUGAAAGCAAAGCUUAGCCUAAAUCAAACAUAA